AUGUUCUUGAGCUUCAUGGUAGGGGACACAGGGGACAAUUUCACGAGCUAUCUUUACGCAGCACUGCGGGGCCGACGGAUCCUUACCUACAUCGACAAUGUGAGCCUCCGGCGAGGGGAGGCAAUGUCAGAGUCGCUACUUAAGGAGAUUCAAGAAUCGAGGACGACGGUGGUGUUCUUGAAGAACUACACGAAUUCGGAGUGGUGCCUGGACGAAUUGGUGGAGAUUCUCCGGUGCCAGAAGUGGCACAAGCAGGUGGUUUACCCGGUGUUCUUCCGGGUGAAUCUCGACGAUGUUGGGGAGCAGAAGGAGAGAUACACGACAGCCAUGAUGAAGCAUCAGAAGUCAUUGUCAGCGUUGACCAAGCGGCGGCGACAGUGGCAGGCAGGAUUCUUUCUUUACUUCUUCGUCCUUGCGGAGCGCAGAGCAAGGGUUAGGGCGAUGGUUAUUUGA
Messenger RNA from Linum trigynum, 453 nucleotides. NCBI's taxonomy places the organism in Eukaryota, Viridiplantae, Streptophyta, Magnoliopsida, Malpighiales, Linaceae. The record is from the annotation of a GenBank genome assembly.